AUGGCUUCCACCGAUGCCGUUCCCAAGGCCAUGGAGUCUCUCCACAUCUCCAAGACCAAGGAACUCAAAGGUACCGAGAAGCGAGAUACCCUUGUUGCCAUUGAGAAGAAAUACCAAAAAAUUUGGGAGGACCAACAUGUCUUCGAAGCCGACUCUCCCAGCACCAGCGAGGUGCCCCUUCAUUCCGUGUCCGCCGCUGAGCUUCGGGAACAGCAGCCCAAGUUCUUUGGAUGCAUGGCCUAUCCUUAUAUGAACGGAACUCUGCACGCUGGUCACUCUUUUUCCGUCAGUAAGGUCGAGUUUGCCGCUGGUGUUGCCCGCAUGCAGGGCAAGCGCACUCUCUUCCCUAUGGGUUUCCACUGCACCGGUAUGCCAAUCAAGGCUUGUGCCGACAAGCUCGUCAACGAGGUCAAGAAGUUCGGCCAAGACUUCGCAGGCUACAAGGAGGAGGAGGAUGUUGUCGAGGAGGCCCCCAAGGUCCAGGCUAAGGAAGAUAUCACCAAGUUCAAGGCGACCAAGGGAAAGGCUGCGGCCAAGACCGUAAAGAUGAAGUACCAGUUCCAAAUCAUGCAAGCCAUUGGUAUUCCUACCGAGGAGAUUCACAAAUUUGCCGACCCUCAGCACUGGCUCCAACACUUCCCUCCCCUGUGUCGGGAAGAUCUCACCAACUUUGGAUGCCGUAUCGACUGGCGCCGAUCCUUUGUCACCACCGAUGCCAACCCUUACUAUGACGCCUUUGUUCGAUGGCAGAUGAACCGUCUUAAGGAACUGAACAAGAUUAAGUUCGGCAAGCGAUACACUAUCUAUUCUAUCAAGGAUGGCCAGCCCUGCAUGGACCACGACCGAUCUGACGGAGAAGGUGCCGGCCCACAGGAGUAUACCGCUCUGAAGCUCAAGGUUCUCGAGUGGGCCCCCAAGGCCGCUGAGACCCUCAAGGGUAAGCUGCCCGAGCAAGCAAAGGUGUACUGCGUUCCUGCUACGCUGCGUCCGGAAACGAUGUAUGGCCAAACUUGCUGUUUUGUAGGACCCAAGAUUACCUACGGCAUCUUUAAGGUCAACGAGACCGACUACUAUGUCAUGACGGAACGGGCUGCGAGAAACAUGGCUUACCAGGGCAUCUUUGCUACCGAAGGAGUUAUCGAGAAGACGGCUGAGGUUGGUGGCGCUGAUCUUGUAGGCACCCUGGUUGAUGCUCCCCUGUCCCUUCACAAGGAAGGAGUUCGCAUUCUGCCUAUGGAAACUGUCCUUCCUACCAAGGGCACUGGUGUUGUCACCUCGGUGCCUUCUGACAGUCCUGAUGAUUACGCUACCGUGACCGAUCUGGCCAAGAAGGCCGACUACUACGGCAUCACAAAGGAGUGGGCUGAACUCGAGAUCUUCCCCAUCAUUGAGACACCCAGCUAUGGUGAUCUUUGCGCCCCCUUCCUGGUCAAGAAGCUCAAGAUUGCUUCUCCCAAGGACACAAAGCAGCUUGAAGAGGCUAAGGAGCUGGCUUACAAGGAGGGUUUCUACCAAGGUAUUCUCAAGGUCGGCGAGUUCAAGGGCGAGAAGGUCGAGGUCGCCAAGCCUAAGGUUCGACAACAAAUGAUCGAUGCCGGCCAGGCCUUCGCCUACUCUGAGCCUGAGCGCAAGGUCACCAGCCGAUCUGGCGAUGACUGCAUUGUCUCUCUGAUGGACCAGUGGUACCUGGACUACGGUGAGGAGUCGUGGAAGAAGACCACUCUCGACUGGGUCGAGAACGGCUUGAACACUUACACAGCGGAGACCAAGAACCAAUUCGAGGGAGUCCUGAACUGGCUGAACCAGUGGGCUUGCGCCCGAAGCUUCGGUCUUGGUUCCAAGUUGCCCUGGGACCCCCAAUUUUUGGUUGAGAGUCUGAGUGAUUCAACCAUCUACAUGGCCUACUACACUAUCGCUCACUACCUGCACAAUGACAUUUUCGGAAAGACGAAGGGCUUGGCAAAUAUCGGACCUGAGGCUAUGACGGAUGAAGUCUGGGACUACGUCUUCUGCCGCGGAGAGCUGACUGAUGAGGUCCUCAACAGCAAGAUCCCUAAGGAGACUCUCGAGAAGAUGCGCCGCGAGUUCGAGUACUUUUAUCCCCUCGACGUGCGAGUGUCGGGCAAGGAUUUGAUCCCCAACCAUCUGAGCAUGCAUCUCUACUGCCACACUGCGCUUUUCCCUCGCGAGUACUGGCCCCGAAGUAUCCGAGCCAACGGUCAUCUGAUGCUCAACGGCGAGAAGAUGAGCAAGAGUACCGGUAACUUCAUGACUCUCCGCGAUCUUACACAGAAGUAUGGAGCGGAUGCUUCUCGUAUUGCGCUUGCUGAUGCCGGUGACGGUGUCAAUGACGCCAACUUUGAGGAAGAUGUUGCCGAUACCAACAUCCUGCGACUGUACACUCUCAAGGAGUGGUGCGAGGAGAUGGUCCAGGAUCAAGACCAGCUUCGAACUGGCGAGUUCAACUCGUUCCAAGACGCUCUUUUCAUCAACGACCUGAAUGCUGUUACAAAGGAAGCUGUCGAGCAGUACGUCAACACCAACUACAAGCUGGCCCUCAAGGCUGGUCUAUAUGAGUUGACAAGCGCUCGUGAUUUUUACCGUGAGGCCUGCGCAGCAGCCAAUAUCAAGAUGCACAAGGAUGUUGUUCUCCGAUACAUUGAGGUGCAGACUCUGUUGCUGGCUGUCUUUGCUCCUCACUGGUCCGAAUACAUCUGGCUCGAGGUGCUUAAGAAGGAGGGCACUAUUCACAACGCUCGAUUCCCUGAGAUCCAUGAGGUUGAUGCUUCCCUAUCGGCGAAGCGCGACUACGUGCGAAACACUGCUUCCAACAUUAACUCGGCUGAGGGUCAUCAGUUGAAGAAGAAGGCCAAGGGCAAGGAGACAUCAUUCGACCCCAAGAAGCCCAAGAAGCUCACGAUCUUUGUCGCCGACAAGUUCCCCGCAUGGCAGGCCAAGUACAUUGACCUUCUUAAGGAGAUGUGGAACACCGAGACCAAGUCAGUCAACGACAAGGAACUCAACGGCAAGAUUGGCAAGAUGGGAGAGAUGAAGAAGGCCAUGCCUUUUGUGCAGAACCUCAAGAGACGACUCCAGGCUGGCGAGCCGGCAAGCGCGGUGCUGGAGCAGAAGCUUGCUUUCGACGAGAAGGAGACUCUCCUGCAAAUGGUUCCUGGACUGAAGCGAACUGGAGGCCUGGCUGUUUGCGAAGUGAUCUCAGUAGAGCAGGGAACUCAAAAGGGCGUUUCUCUGACGGAUGGCGAUAAACAAGUUGAGAUCUCAGCACCUGUUGCAGAGCACGCUGUCCCUGGCCAACCAACGUUCUACUUUGAGAACGUUGAGGCUUGA
Molecule: messenger RNA, 3348 nt
Organism: Fusarium venenatum
Lineage: Eukaryota; Fungi; Ascomycota; Sordariomycetes; Hypocreales; Nectriaceae
Biological process (GO): leucyl-tRNA aminoacylation
Molecular function (GO): leucine-tRNA ligase activity; ATP binding; aminoacyl-tRNA deacylase activity
Source: RefSeq, a predicted model, not a curated record